AUGGUGGUGAAGGCGACGGCGCCUAAGAUGGACCGCAACGGCUACUUCUUCUACGCGACGUCGACGGCCAGGAAGAAGAGGAUCAGCCUCAUGCAGCCGCGGCCGCCGCGGGUAGCUUUCGCCGAGGACAAGCGGAGGCCGGGCCUGGCCGAGAGGAUCAGUGCGCCGCCGCCCGCCGUCGGUGACGGACGUGCACCCAUGACGCACCGCGCGCCGAGCGACGCGCCACGCGCGCGCUUGUACACGCAACUCGAAAGUUACCAGCCGCGCUAUCACACGAUAAGGGAAAGCAGUGAUAAGAGAGUGGAAAGUGACAGGAGGAGGAGGCGCGACACACGGAUCGCCGGACCCCAGCCCAGCCAAAGGUCGCAUGUUCGUAUCCCGGUUGUGCCGCAGAUGUUCCUAUCUGGAGGCAAAUUGUCCUGCUCUUACGCGAUGUACGGCGAGAAACUCCUCAUCUGUCACAUUUCCGAC
Iphiclides podalirius (scarce swallowtail) is the source of this 474-nucleotide messenger RNA. The record is from the annotation of a GenBank genome assembly. Lineage: Eukaryota; Metazoa; Arthropoda; Insecta; Lepidoptera; Papilionidae.